AUGAAGCUCCGAGUCCCCAACCAGGGCCUGGAUGAUAGGAUACUGUCCCAUAAGCAGCUGGACCAGCUGGAGCAUGACGAGGCCGGGGACAGACCCAAAUGGGACAACAAGGCUCAGUACAUGCUGACCUGCGUGGGCUUCUGCGUGGGACUCGGAAAUGUCUGGCGCUUCCCCUAUUUGUGUCAGAGUCACGGAGGAGGGGCUUUCAUGAUUCCCUUUUUAAUCCUGCUGGUCCUUGAAGGCAUCCCACUUUUGCAUCUUGAGUUCGCCAUCGGUCAGCGUUUGAGGCGAGGCAGUUUAGGAGUUUGGUCCUCCAUUCAUCCCUACCUAAGUGGGAUUGGUAUCGCCUCCAUGUGUGUUUCUCUAACCAUCAGCCUGUACUACAACACCAUCAUUGCUUGGAUCCUUUGGUACUUCUUCAACUCUUUCCAAGAACCUCUACCUUGGAGCUACUGCCCGAUGAAUGACAACCUAACAGGCCUGGUCUCGGAGUGUGAAAGGAGCUCCCCCGUGGACUAUUUCUGGUACAGAGAGACUUUAAACACAACCGCGAACAUUAUCAAUGAUGGCGGCAUACAAUGGUGGACGUUGCUAUGUCACAUAUGUGCCUGGUCCGUGCUAUACAUCUGUAUUGUACGUGGUAUCGAGACUACAGGGAAGGCCGUGUAUGUGACGUCAACACUUCCUUAUGUGGUGUUGACCAUCUUUCUGAUCAGGGGAUUGACCCUGAAGGGAUCUUUGAGUGGGCUCAAGUUUCUUUUCACACCGAAUCUUUCAGAGCUGGCGAAGCCCGCAACGUGGAUGAACGCAGGCGCCCAGGUGUUCUACUCCUUCUCUUUGGCGUUUGGCGGCCUCAUCUCCUUCUCCAGCUACAACUCGGUGCAUAACAACUGCGAACAGGACGCGGUGAUCAUAUCCAUCAUUAACGGCAUCACGUCGGUGUUCGCCGCGACCGUCAUCUACACAGUCAUCGGCUUCCGGGCAACGCAACGAUUUGACACGUGCAUGCUGGGUACAUGGCAUUCUCACACUUUUAACGCUUUUCUAUACCAGCUUAUUUUAUUCAUAUGUGUUUGACAUUCCAGGAACAUCCUGACACUACUGAACACAUUUGAUCUUCCCGAGGGCUACGUCACUGACGGCAACUAUACAGAAGCUUUACGACAUCUCAAUGCGACAUAUCCAGAUGUUGUUCAAGGGCUGGAUCUGAGUGGCUGUGAUUUAAAUACCUUUCUCAGUGAGGGAGUUGAAGGAACCGGUUUGGCAUUCAUUGUAUUCACUGAGUCCAUCACUAAGAUGCCCUUCUCCCCCCUGUGGGCCGUGCUGUUCUUCAUCAUGCUCUUUAGCCUUGGACUGUCUUCUAUGUUUGGGAACAUUGAGGGCGUUAUGGUUCCGCUGCAGGACCUCAAGGUUUUUCCCAAGAAGUGGCCCAAAGAGGCUGUCACCGGUGUGACAUGUUUGCUGUGCUGUCUGGUGGGCCUGAUCUUCGUCCAAGGUUCUGGGAACUAUUGGCUUUCACUCUUUGACACCUAUGGGGGAUCCAUACCACUGCUGGUGGUUGGAUUCUGUGAGAUGGUCUCUGUGGUUUACAUAUACGGAAUAGACAGGUUCAACGAUGACAUAGAGUUCAUGAUCGGACACAAACCCAACAUGUUCUGGCAGGCCACAUGGAGAGUCAUCAGUCCACUCAUCAUGAUCUUCAUCCUAAUCUUCUACUUCAUCACCAAAAUCUCCGAAAAUCUGGUCUACAAAGCCUGGGAUCCUGAAUCGGAGAAGUUCCCAACCCUGGAGGAGAAGACCUAUCCACCUUGGAUCUAUGUGAUCAUCUUCAUCCUGGCAGGGAUCCCCAGCAUCGCCAUUCCGGUCAUUGCUGUGUUUAAGUGUUUGAAGGCAAAGACGACAGAGAAGUUACAGCUCCAUCUUCAAAUGAAUGAACCCAAAUGA
Messenger RNA from Doryrhamphus excisus (bluestripe pipefish), 1944 nucleotides. NCBI's taxonomy places the organism in Eukaryota, Metazoa, Chordata, Actinopteri, Syngnathiformes, Syngnathidae. The record is from RefSeq and is a predicted model, not a curated record.